This is a messenger RNA of Cheilinus undulatus (humphead wrasse), 3908 nucleotides long. RefSeq names its product ETS variant transcription factor 7 (gene etv7). The record is from RefSeq and is a predicted model, not a curated record. Gene Ontology annotation, cellular component: nucleus. The transcript has 9 exons. Gene Ontology annotation, molecular function: sequence-specific DNA binding; DNA-binding transcription factor activity, RNA polymerase II-specific. Bases 296 to 1456 code for a protein of 386 amino acids. Lineage: Eukaryota; Metazoa; Chordata; Actinopteri; Labriformes; Labridae. Gene Ontology annotation, biological process: cell differentiation; regulation of transcription by RNA polymerase II.
GAGUCGAAUGUGAAAAUACUAGAGCUUUAUUUCUCCAAAAUUAUGCUUACUUACCUUCAAAUUAAAAUGAACCGUAUGAGUAUCUGACUCGCAGCUGAUGUAAGUUAGCCACUUGGACGAAUUGUAAGUCGUUUUUGAGGAAAUCUUCUAUUGUUACGCGUGGUCGAAACAAUAAAGGACACUUUUAUGGAAAACACUGUCCCGUCACCUUUGGUCAAGCCUCUUAAAAUCUCUGCUCUGUUCAUUCUGACACGUUUUGCAGCAAGAAAACAGAGCAGACAGCCCAGCCAGUGUAAUGACACAUGCUGAGCAAGUCAAUAUGUCUCAGAGUGUGCGUCACAGUCCCCAAAACCAGCUUCCACUGGUCAGUCCAUCCUCACAGGAGGACCUGUGGCAUCUACCUGGACAGCUCCGAAUAAACCCAUCUCUAUGGGACAAGGAGGAUGUAGCUCACUGGCUCCACUGGGCUCAGAAGGAAUACUCACUGCGACGGCCUGAAAAGGGACGCUUUGAGAUGAACGGCCGAGCCCUCUGCCUGCUCACCAAAGAAGACUUCAGGCGCCGCUGUCCCAGCUCAGGUGAUGUUCUGUAUGAGAUCCUGCAAUGUGUAAAACAGCAAAGGAGGAUUAUGGUCUGUGAUCCUGUGAGCACAUCUUCCCUCUUGGCCAAUGGAAACAUUCAGAGUCCAGUCAGAAGCCAAACUUCCCAUCAGACUGUCAAAGAGCCCAAGUCUCCCACUGUCAGUGACAUCCCAGUUCCCCUUACUUUCACAACUGCAGUGUCUGCAGCUGUUCUAACCAGUGUGACCAGCAAGCCAGAGCCUGUGUCGCCUCUCAGAGAUCAUGCCUCAAUCUUAUACCCAGCUGCAGUCAUGCAGGCCAAUGGCUCAUCAAUGCACCACAAACGAGAUCGGUGUGUUAGCCAAACAGAGAGUAUCAUACAUGAGCCACUCAACUUGUCCAAUCGGGAGAAACCGAGGAGCCCCCUGCACAAAGCCAAUGGCCACAUUCCAGAGUGCAGACUGCUGUGGGACUAUGUGUACCAGCUGCUGUGUGAUGAUCGUUACAAGGAUUACAUCCGAUGGGAAGACCGGGACAGCCUGGUGUUCAGGGUUGUUGACCCCAAUGGACUGGCACAUCUCUGGGGAAACCACAAGGUGAGAGAGGGAAAGAUAGCACAGAUGAAUAGAGACAAUAUGACGUAUGAGAAAAUGUCCCGGGCUCUACGCCACUACUACAAGCUCAACAUCAUUAAAAAAGAGCGAGGGCAGAAACUCCUCUUCAGGUUUCUGAAACUCCCACAGGACAUCAAGAAACAAAAGGUGGACCCUGCAGAGUACCCAGAGUACACCCCACCACAAGAAGAGGACUUAACAGACAGCAGCCCUACGUAUGAUUUCAGUGAGGAGCGUUUUGAAGUUUCUCCUGAUCGUGCCUCUCCACAGCCUCCUCCAUAGAACAAUGGCAUAGAAUUACACACAGCUUUUUUACAGCAGAAAAUUACUAAUGUAAGCACAGGUUUGAAGAAAUACACUAUUAGGUCCACGCUGGGUUAUGUUUUUUUGCAGUGGAUCUGUUUGCUGUGAAUUGAUUCAUGUACCACUGUGAUCAUGGGAACACUAAUUUAAUGUGAAAACUCCAAAGAAUUGCAUUAAUACUUGUAACAACCCAGAAAUGACAAAUGAUUGAGUAAAGUGUAGCAUUUUCAGGCUUGCUAAAAUAAAGGCAAUCGAUGCAGGUUUUGAUAUAUAACAAAAAUAAUAAUAAUUGAGUAUCAGCUGCUAAUCUCAUUGUCAAAUCCACACUUAUGAAACCAAGAUUCUAACAAUAUACUGCUGUAAAAUGUGAUAUUUUACAUAGCUUUGACUGUUUUAUCCAAUUAUAUCAUAACCCAUUGCUUUUUGGUAUAAAAUCAACUUAUAAAUACUUACAAUGCAAUUCUGAAAGUGAUGCAUGUACCUUUAAUCAUUCUUCUAAAGCCUGGUAUACACUGUGCGAUUUUGGGCUGUCCAAGAUGAAAGAUGACCAUUCAUGGUGGUAUCUUUAGUCAUGGCUCCAAAACAGUGGUCCAGAGCAACCCACCCUAAUUUCAGUAUUUUUCUUUUUUUUUUUUUUUUUUUUUUUUUUGUUUUUCGUCUGUUUUAUAAUAUCUAAUGUUGUUUAUAAACAAUGUGGGCAGGAGCAGCAGUAAAAAAAAAUUGUUCAAUUCUUUAUCAGAAAGUAAAACCACUCUGAAUCCUCUUGUUCACUAAAAGCUAUCAAUACUAAUUUCUGAAUAUUUCUGCAACAAUUUCAAAAGUAAUGUUAAUCCACUAAUUAAGUGAAGAGAAAACCUCAUGAUAUAUAAUUAAAAUGAGCAGCUUUCAGUGAUUAUACAUAGCCUUUCUGCUAUGCAAAGAUGGAAAACCCUAGAUAUUGACUAAGUUUGUGAUGAAUGUCAGGUUGUUUCUCAUUGUAAAAUAGAAUUUGGGGUUUAAGAUUUGAUUAAAGGGCUUUAUUAAGGAUUUUUUUAUACCUCAAGGACAAGAGGAACAGAAUAUUAAGACAACUCAAGGCUUAAUAAGUAAAACAAAAGAAGUAAAAUGAAAUAUCUGUCAGCAACUGUCAUACCACAUAUGGGUAACAGCCUACCACUUAAAACAGGAACCUAUACUUACAUAAAGAUAUUCAGCUGUGCAUGUGCAUGUGUUACAUUGUUAGAUUACCAUAAUGAAGUCUUAAUGAGUGAAGAAAAUUGAUGGAUAAAGCCCUGUUGUAGAAUAAAGACGAUUAUUCUUAUUAAAAUGAUUUGGGUUCAACCCGAAACACAAAAUAGACAGUUUAAUAUCUCCAUUGCAUUGAUAUAUAUGUGAUAUAUUUCACAUUCAUUUGGAAAAGCUCAUAUAGAGAGUUUGGAAGACUACAUCCAAGCUAAUUGCUAACACCGAAGCAGCCAUUGGAUACACCUGCAAACCCCACUUCAACGAUCACAAACUCAUGCCAAAGUAGAUCAUAUCAGAGAAGAGCAACAACAUAUUUUCUGUCAUUAAAAUUAAAAUGAGGAUAUGGAUCAAUACGCUGAAAAAAACUGUUGACAAUUAGUUAUCUUUAGGGAAUAUCUAGCAAAACAGAAUGAGCUAUGUAAAUCCUUAAUCAGGAGUCACUAAUUAAUGUACAGAUAUAAAACACCGUACACUGUAAGACCUGAACAGUCAAAGGUUGUAAAACACCAGUUAUGUUAAUUUGAAAAUAUAAGAUAGCUACUUCAGCCCUGUUGUCAGAGUUCAUAGAAUGCGUUUUUAGUUUUGAAUGAACAGUACUCGAUCACUGAAUUUGUUUUCGCCAUUCUAUUCAAUCUCCAUAUUUUUCCCAGAGUGCCUUUGGGCAUGAGGUACUUUUGCACCAUGAGUGAAGUUGCCCUCUCAGUUAGUGAAAUCCUGCUGUGUGGCCAGCAACCUGUACACAGCAAGGAUGAUGUAAUGACCUCCAUGGAAGAGCACUCUGUGGGUCAAAGGGUACCUUUCAGUCUUUGGUAUCUACAGUCAGUCUAAUAAGCUUACAUGAUUAUUUAAAAUUAUGAUGUGAAAGACAGGGGUAAACUGAGGUCUUUUUUAAAGUCUAACUCAAAUAAAUGUGUGCCAAUUUCUUGAAAGUUUAACGUAAUCAGUUACAAGAAUAUUUUGAGUUUUUGUUUGGUUUUACAGUGAACAACAGGUCUUGCAGGUGAGCAGUCAACAUUUCUUGGUUUUUUGUUUGUUUGUUUUGUUUUGUUUGUUUUUUCUUAAUUUUCUCUUGUUUUCAUGAAAAAUGUUGCUAAGGGAUUAAAUACCAGUUUGUGCAGUUUAUGCAGUCCAUAUCACAAAAUGCUUUUAUUGAUAACCGUAAGGUGAGGUAUGAUAAGGGAAAAUUCAUCUAUACUGUGGUAUUAUA